This is a messenger RNA of Peronospora belbahrii, 699 nucleotides long. The record is from the annotation of a GenBank genome assembly. Lineage: Eukaryota; Oomycota; Peronosporomycetes; Peronosporales; Peronosporaceae.
AUGAUGUCGCGUGGAAUGAACGGCGCAACGAGCGGGACAUUGAAUGAACGUUUUAUCAAGUGUACAGGCUGUAAAGUCAAUAUACCAAAGGAUGAUAUGGUGGCAUUGGGCAAAUGUACUGUAUGUGGACGGGUGUAUGAGACUGUGACGACAGCAGACGGGAGAGGAGGAAGUGAGGUGAUAACUGUGGCUUUUGACAACACUGGAACAACUUCAAUAACGGAAGUGAAGAAACCCAAGAGAAAGCGAUGGGCCGUACUUACAUCAAAGAAAGGACGUACUUAUUAUCAUAAUACGGAAACAGGCGAAGAUCGAUGGGAUAAACCUGUGGACUUGGAUGCUGAUGCUGCUGACAACACAUUUGUGCCGUUCAAGAACGAUGCGGUGAAGAAAGCAGUACUACGUGAGCAGAUGAAGCUCGAGGCGACGAAGAUGGGUGUACCGAUGGAAGUAGUUGCGGUUACGCAGCAUCGAUUGCAGCAUGAGGAUGAAAUUAAUGAUCCUUUUACCAACAUGGUAGUGGAUCGUAGUGGUCAAGGCAAGAACACAUCAAUGAUUCGAGCGGCUAGUCCCAAUAACGAAGCUAAAGCUGCAAUGUCAUUAUCUAGUGAAGAAGAUGCAGCAAACUCGUCAUUAUCAAUGCCAUUGACUCAGCAACCGGCACAGAUCAAUGAGUCAUCAUCAUGUAGUGUAAUGUAA